Messenger RNA from Ochotona curzoniae (black-lipped pika), 1334 nucleotides. RefSeq names its product septin 12 (gene SEPTIN12). The transcript has 10 exons. Gene Ontology annotation, biological process: cytoskeleton-dependent cytokinesis. NCBI's taxonomy places the organism in Eukaryota, Metazoa, Chordata, Mammalia, Lagomorpha, Ochotonidae. The record is from RefSeq and is a predicted model, not a curated record. Gene Ontology annotation, molecular function: GTP binding; molecular adaptor activity; GTPase activity. Gene Ontology annotation, cellular component: microtubule cytoskeleton; septin ring; cell division site. The coding region runs from base 122 to 1195 and encodes 357 amino acids.
CUCAGAUUCUUCGGUUAACUGUCACCCUCCCCCACUCCCCCUUGCCACACAUACCAAAGCCUGCCAGGACUGGGGCACUCCACAGGAACCACACCUACCAGGUAUCCUUGUACCCUGGCUCAUGGACCCCCUGCAGCAAUCCCCCUCCCCCUGCACCUCCCGGCCCUCCAGCCCUAAGACCCCACCAUGCGAAAUGCUUGGUCUGGUGGGCAUUGAGGCUGUGCUGGACCAGCUGAAGAUCAAGGCCAUGAAGAUGGGGUUUGAGUUCAACAUAAUGGUGGUGGGGCAAAGCGGGCUCGGCAAGUCCACCAUGGUGAACACGCUAUUCAGGUCCAAAAUAUGGAAAACUUCCCUGCCGGGCUUAGGCGUGACUACACCCCAGACACUGCAGCUACAUUCAGUGACUCACGUCAUCGAGGAGAAGGGUGUGAAGCUGAAGCUGACAGUGAUUGACACGCCUGGCUUUGGGGACCAGAUCAACAAUGAUAAGUGCUGGGACCCAAUCCUGAGCUACAUCAACACGCAGUACGAGCGGUACCUGCAGGAGGAGCUGCUCAUCACCCGCCAGCGCCACAUCCCGGACACGCGUGUACACUGCUGCAUUUACUUCGUGCCACCCACUGGGCACUGCCUGCGGCCCCUGGACGUGGAGUUCCUGCAGCGGCUGUGCCGGACGGUGAAUGUCGUCCCUGUGAUCGCCCGGGCUGACAGCCUGACCAUUGAUGAGCGAGAGGCCUUCAGGAGCAGGAUCCAACAGAACAUGAAGAGUCACUGCAUUGACGUGUACCCUCAGAAGUGCUUUGACGAGGACAUCAAUGAUAGGAUCCUCAACAGCAAGAUCCGGGACCGAAUCCCCUUUGCUGUGGUUGGCGCUGACCGAGAACAUCUGGUAAACGGGAAGUGUGUCCUGGGCAGGAAGACCAAGUGGGGCAUCAUUGAAGUGGAGAACAUGGCGCACUGCGAGUUUCCUCUGCUGAGAGAUCUGCUUAUCCGCUCCCACCUCCAAGACCUGAAGGACAUCACCCACAACGUCCACUACGAAAAUUACCGUGUCAUCAGACUCAAUGAGAGCCACCUGCUGCCCCGUGGGCCCGGCUGGGUGAACCUGGCCCCAGCCUCUGUGGGCCAGCUGUCCAGUCCCGGGCCCUCAAAGGUCUGCAGAACAGCCCGGGACAAUUCAGACGAUGAAUUCUGAGCUCCCCUAGCACAUACCUGCAGGCCAGAUCAUCCAACAAAAGUAAAUAUUACUUUUUAUGAGACACUGGGCUUGAAACAAAAGUGCUUUGUAGAUGAUUUCUCUGCUACCCUCUAAUAAAAGUGUGGUUCCUUUUCAA